Molecule: messenger RNA, 8454 nt
Organism: Alosa sapidissima (American shad)
Lineage: Eukaryota; Metazoa; Chordata; Actinopteri; Clupeiformes; Clupeidae
Gene: psd3l
Product: pleckstrin and Sec7 domain containing 3, like
Exons: 17
Coding region: 346-4512 (1388 amino acids)
Biological process (GO): regulation of ARF protein signal transduction
Molecular function (GO): guanyl-nucleotide exchange factor activity
Source: RefSeq, a predicted model, not a curated record
UGUCACGCGUUGAGCCAGAAUCAGGGCUGAGAUGCACGUUCCGGAGUCUGACAUGUCUUUCCAACUCACACGUGAGUAUAGAGCGAAGCGAAGCGAUAUCUGUCUUGACUUGGCACUUCGACCAGUAUGACUGCAGUCAGAAGUUGAAACGUUUGGUGAUCGCUCCAUCGCGCAUGAGCCCUGCGCAUCGAAGAGCUGAAGUUCAAUCGAGAGACACGCAGUUAGUAACAUCAUGAGGGGAACAUGGGUUGUGCCCUGGGAUCCUGCUCUCUCUGAGAUUACGGCUGGGCGUUGGCCGUGCCCCCCUCCUGCGGUGCCUGGCGAGAUUGCCCUCCCAUAGAGGAAAUGGAAGAUCAUCAUCAGGUCAAAACUUCCUUCCUCUUCAUCCAACUGCAGUCGCCCUCCAAGGCCCGCCAGCAGCCGUGUCCUGCGAGCAGAGCCUGCCUGGCCACCUCAGAGGAAGGAUACCGCAGCAGCGUUUCAGCAGAAGGUCCAGGUCCAGGGCCAAGCCCGGAGCAGCAAAGCUCACCAGAAGGGUGUGGUGUUGUGGAUACUUGGAGCGCAGAGGCCUGUGUCAUCAGUGAAGAGGAACACCUUGAGGAAGGAAUCGGCAGGUCUUUGGCGCACUCCACUGAGAGCCCUGCAGGAGAUGCCAGUGGUUAUGCAUGUCUUCACAUAGAUGAGGAGUGUGUGAGUUUGACGGAGGAGAAACCGACACACCCGUCAGACGGCACAAGGUGUCCCUCCGAGGUCCCUGUGUGGAUCUUGCGUGAAGAGAGCCCAGAUACCAUGAGUGGGGAGAGCCCAUCUACACCAAGGGGGAGCACAUCCCCCAAGGUGCCCCCCAAACCUUCUACAGCUGCCCGCACCAGCUUCCUCUACUCGACGGGGACACACGAGUCUCAGAAAAUAACCCCAGAAGAAAAGCUGGCGGAAGAGACCAAGCCUAAGACCGUUUACCAGACCCCUGUCCAACCCACCAUGGGCACCAGUGUGUAUCGCUCCUCCAGUAACAGCUGGGUGCACAGUGCUAAGUACCACGAGGAGGCUGGUCACCAAAGCAAGGCUCAGGCAGCAGGAGUACCCAGGAGCCCAGAGAGAGCUACCUUUUUGUCUGCCGUUAUACAGAGGUCUUCAAAGCUUUCUGGUAAUGCGUACAGGAAGUCUGUGAGCAAUCUGGACGCCUCCAAACCAGCACCUGCUGCUACAGAGCCCUCUGUGAAGACAUCACCUCCCCCACCUCCAGUGCGUUCUACUGUUGCAGUUGGGGCUCCUACCAAACCUGCUCCAGUUACUCCAGUGAAGCAGUCCUCUGCAAAGAGCACCUCAAUGGACAAACGAGGCCCCAAGCCUCCCGUUCCCCCCAAGGCUGAAACAUUCGUUUGGGUCAACAACUCCUCACAUGCUCAAAGUGUCGCCAAGGCCAAAUACGAGUUUCUCUUCGGGAAGUCAGAAGAGUCAAGCUCUGUUACCACUGUGUCAUCGACUGGAACUGAGAUUCUACCAGAAAAGGAAAGCAGCACAAGUUUAGACCCUGAGCCGAGUCUGCAGGAUGACGCCGAGCUGGACGAGACGUCCCUCUUCCAGGAGAUCGAUCGCGAGCUGGCCAGCCUGCUGAGCGGCCUUAAGGCCAGGUGUCGGGAUGCAGGCGUGGACCCCCAAGACGACCUGGACGACGUCUCACCACAGGCCUGCACCGACAGCGGCCCCCAUCCCUUCCCCACUGCCAUGAUCCCCAACGGCUCCAGCGACGGGCGACCAGCCUCCGCCGUAAGCGCCCAGAAUGGCUGCUCCGAGCCGGGCCCGGUGGCAGCGGAGGAGGACGCCGGUGAGCCAGCCUCGCUUCUGCAGCAGUCAGACAGCUUCAUACUGGACACAUGGGCAGAGGUGCUGGGGCAGGACACGCUCUCGCUCAGCUCCGUCACGGAGGAGCUGCAGGCGCUGAGCGCAGGACUGCUGGCUCUGGACGGCACCAGUGGCGCCGCCGCCGCUGGCCAAGACAAAUCCCUGCCGGAUCGCACAUCUGGAGACGAGACUUCGGUGGAAGUGGAAGGGAGACGGUCCUCGAGUACAGAAACCCAAACUCAGAACGCGUCCCAGAUGAAGGCUGAUGUGGUGGCCCUGGACGCGUCGCUGGACGAGUCCAGCAAGAUCCUGGCCGAGAUCCCGGGGAUCUUCACUGCCUUCCUGGACGGCGGCCAGUCGCAGUCGCGGGAGAAGCCCCCAAAGAAGCUGCGCUUUGUGGAGAGCCGAGAGGACGGAUCGCAGGGCUCGAGCAGCGGCGCCGUGAACGGGACCACCACGGGCGGCGAGGGAUCGCACAGAGAGGAGGAGGAGGAGGAGCGACAGCAGCGGCUGGGGCAGAACUCCUCGGGGACCAUGGAGAAACCCCAGGUCGAGGCGCUGGAGGACGAGGUGUUCAGGGCGCUCCCUAAGGUGUGUGUGCUCAGCCCGGAGAGUGAGUCCGCAUCGGAACACAGCUCAAGGAGCGCCGAAGGGGCCAAGUCUUCAGAGGCGGAGGCCAAGAAGUCGCAGGGCAGCGACGAAGCCACUGACGUGUUCAGCUCGCAUUUUGAGAGCAUCGUGGAGUCGGACCGCCUGCGCAGCACGCUCUACAGCAGCCUGGACUCGCUGGACGCCCUGUCGUCGGCUGACGACGACCCUGAGCCCGAGCCCAGCUUCACCUUUGACCUGCCGCUGACCCCCAUGAUCCAGCAGCGGCUCAAGGAGAGCGGCCACUUCCUGGACGGAGUCGCGCCGGACUUUGGCCGGCAGGAGGUGCUCAGUGUCACGGCCACCGGCAAGAGCGGGAAGGGUGCCCUGGAGGUGACCACGUCCUUUGUGGAUGUGACGGACAGUGGGGACCGAACGUCUGUCUCCACAGAGACGGAGACUGCAUCGAGCAGACAUUCCAGUGACAAUUCUGCCGGAUCUGUGGCAAAUGGAGUGGUGGAGAACGCGGGACAGGACUCAAAAGACUGGCUGCAGGGCUGCCUGAGGAGCGAUGCGGACCUGAAGGAGGCGCUGUCGGGCUGGGACUCGGACAUGGGCAGCACGGAGAGGCUGAAGGACAGCAACGAUGCACUCCACAACAGCAGCGGCGGCAGUGGCAGCAACCGCGGCGACCAAGAGGCCGCCAGGCGCCUGGCACGCCGGCUCUACCACUUGGAGGGUUUCCGCCGCUCUGACGUAGCCAAGCACCUGGGCAAGAACAAUGACUUCAGCAAGAUGGUGGCCGAAGAGUACCUCACUUUUUUUGAAUUUACAGGGAUGACAUUGGACCAAUCUCUCAGAACCUUUCUGAAAGCUUUUGCACUAAUGGGUGAAACCCAGGAAAGAGAGCGGGUUUUGAUCCACUUCUCCAAUAGGUACUAUCAAUGUAACCCCUCCAUCAUCGCCUCACAAGAUGGAGUGCAUUGCCUUACCUGUGCUUUGAUGCUGCUCAACACAGACCUUCAUGGCCAUAAUAUCGGGAAGAAGAUGACGUGUCAAGAAUUCAUCAAUAACUUGGAUGGGCUAAACGAAGGGCAAGAUUUCCCUCGAGAGCUCUUAAAGGCAUUGUACAACUCAAUCAAAAAUGAGAAACUGGAGUGGGCAAUUGAUGGUGACGAGUUGAAGAAGUCCUUGUCAGAGCUCGCUGACAACAAGACCGAAAAUGCCCACUCCAAGGGCAUCAGCAGAAUUGGCAGUGGCAGCAACCCAUUCCUGGACAUCGCACAUGACCCCAACGCCGCUGUCUACAAAACGGGUUUCCUGGCCCGCAAAAUCCAUGCUGACAUGGAUGGGAAGAAAACACCUAGGGGGAAGCGUGGUUGGAAAACCUUUUAUGCCGUUCUCAAAGGAAUGAUCCUUUAUCUGCAAAAGGAUGAGUAUAAGCCUGAGAAGGCUUUGUCUGAGGAUGACCUGAAGAAUGCUAUCAGCGUGCACCAUGCCCUGGCCAUCAAGGCCGAGGACUAUGAGAAGAAACCCAACGUGCUGAAGCUUAAGACCGCCGACUGGAGGGUCUUCCUUUUUCAGGCGCAGAGCCCCGAGGAGAUGGAGUUCUGGAUCAAAACCGUCAACUCCGUGGCGGCCAUGUUCUCCGCACCCUCGUUCCCAGCCGCUAUUGGCUCUCAGAAAAAGUUCAGCCGCCCAUUGCUGCCAGCAACCACCACAAGGAUGUCACAGGAGGAGCAGUUAAAAUCCCAUGAGGCCAAGCUGAAGCACAUCUCCACAGAGUUGGCUGAGCACAGAUCCUACCCACCAGACAAGAAGGUCAAAGCCAAGGAAAUAGACGAGUACCGAUUGAAAGAGCACUAUCUGGAGUUUGAGGAGAAACGUUACGACAUGUAUGUGCAGCUCCUGAAGGAUGGCGUGAAGGAGCUCCUGGCCGGUAAGGAGGCUGAAGCAGCCCUGAAGAAGUCCCAGUCCAGCCCCUCGCUCAACCAGGAGUCCCAGCCGGCUGGCGCCAAAGUCAAACGGAACACCUCCGAGAGGAAGGACUACCGGCCCGAGCCCCCCAAAGUCACAUAGGAAGCUCCACCACGCUGUCCGUUCGAGAGCCAUUGGUAGCACUUUUCUGUGAAGGGCUACAUGUAAGGCCUAAUUUAACACCUUUUUACGAGCCAAUGCACGACCACCCUAAGACUAGUGGAAGGCCCUUGACAGGCGGUUGAUAGAGUCACUAGCUUCGAUAGUGUGACACGGCGUUGUGGAAAGGCCUUUGAGUUUGUCGUUGCUAUACACACACACACACUUGCACGUAUUCGCAAUUGCUCAGGUGCCUCUUAGGGCCCUGGUGUGUUGAUUCCAAAGGUGUUGUUUAGCUUUUAACGUGAACCCCCUUAAGGAAAGUGUUACCGAGCCAUUCUACACAACGUGUGAAUAUAUUUUGUGUAAUUUAUUUAUGAUCCCACAGUUGUGUACAAUGUAAAUGACUGAUAAUCGUCCUUAGAUUGACUGGUGCUUGUGUAGCGAUUUAUAUGGGGCAUAACCUACAUACAGUAAAUGUAGUCUCUUUUUUUUUUAUUUGAGUGUUGUACAUGUUGCUGUUGUCAUUAUUGUAAUGUAAGUGUAAGAUUUAGUUGUGAGGCAUUCGACUGUCACUUUAUUUGUUCUCGCUGUGUUCCGUCCUUACCAACGCUCUCCCGAAAUCUGCCUUUAUUCAAGAGAAGAUAUUUUCUUGUAUUUUGAGUGGACUUGAUCCACCCUUAUAUCUUUGUAGGUAUUAGAUAUAGUCUUACUCCUACUGUAAGGUAAAUGGUUAUUUUAAAAUGUAGAUUAAGUGAAUGUUAUAAACAUUUAAACACACAUGUACGGUAAUUAGAUCAUUGGUACAAUAUGGCUUGACCCAGAUUUUCUCCCAGCUGCUGGUUAGAGUCAAAACCGUGGAGAGAAAACAGCUGAUUAUUUUCAAUAAGCUCGUUGACACAAAAUGUCUCAAGCACAUUAGAUGGACCGGAAAGGCACAUGGAAGAAGUUCCCAUUGCUAUUUCCUCUUAUUGGCAUUAUAGGGACCAUAUAGGCCUACGUCAAGACUUUUUAAUUCUGUUUGUUAUAUAAGUGCCCACCACCAACAGAUUUUCUAAUUCUAUUCUGCAACAGUUUCAAUUCAAUUUCAUAAAAAUGUAAACAGUUCACAUCUGUAAAUCGCAUUUUAAUUAUCAGUUCUGGCAACUUUUCCCAACAGAACAGCAACAAAAUGUUUCUCACUCCCUGUUGCCGUUUCUAAAUGGUUUUGUCCUCUCUCUCUCUCUCUCUCUCUCUCUCUUUCUCUCUCUCUCUCUCUCUCCCUCUCUAUAGACGUUUAUUUUUACAUUACCAUAAUGCAGCAGGUUGUAAAUAAUCAGAAGUGAUUUUUUUAAUGUUCCUAUGAACGGAACAGUAGAGAAAUGAAAGCCUUCAGAAUAGACCCAUUAGAAGACAUAGAUACACUAUUAGUUCCAUUUUAAAGGUAUGUUACAGUGGUUUUAAGGCUAUUCAAAGUCUCUUAUUUUAAGGAACGAUUAGGGGUACUUACAGAUAAUGGUUUUAAACGUUGUUCUGUCCUCAGAACGUGGCUGUGCACACUGCAAUGGCACUGUUGUGUUGUUAUCAACACCAGAGUUGCUGCAGGCAGGCCGUUUAUUUUUUUAUCUGUUGAGCUAAAGAAAUAUACUUCUGCUUUUUUGAGUAGUGUAAAUGCCAAUGCUACUUUUUGUGUAUUUUAUAAUCUUCUUAUAUUUGGAUUUUUAAUUCUUGAGUUGAGAAUUGUAUUGUUGUAAAGAAAAAAAAUUAGUAUUUAUAGUGCACUUUAUGAAUUAGUUCUUUUGACUAUUUUAGAGCUUUAUAAGGGGUAGAGUGACACGUUUUUGAGUGACUCCACAGGUUUCUUUUUCUUUUCUCAGGCUGCUCCCAAGCUUGUUUUGUUGAAGGUACUGAGCUGAGUGUACGAUUCUGUCAGCUCAACAUGUUAGUUUGUCAGUGGUUGUGUAGUUUUGCUGUCAUAGUUAGAUUGUGUUAUGACUACGUUUCCAGUAAGGGAACUAUUUACAGUGCUGUACAACAUUGAAAUUUUUGCCUUUCUUUGUGAUGUCAAUAUAGAAUUGAAGUGUCAUUGAAAAUGUCUUCAGACAGAGCUGACAUGGAAACACUGAUAUUUUAUUCUUUCCCAUCACAAACUGUAUUUCAGGCAUAUUUUCCUCACCAAAUAUGGUCUGUAUUUGAAGGUUUAGGUGUGUCAGGUGUGAGAUGUACAAUAUAUAACAAAGAAGGAAUUGUAGGUUUCUGACAUACGCUUGAAAAUGUAGUAAUUUGGCUUGUCGUCAGAACGUGUGCUUGUUUACUUCAACAAAGCGUGUGUUGUAGAAAUUACACAAUAGUUACAGUAUUUGUUCUUCUCACCGUGUUAAAACAAUAUAGCCAGGCAAAUGAACUGAGAACUUCUGAACGGAACAUUUAUAUCCAGGUGGCUUCAGUGUCACUAUCAGGAAUUUUUUUUGCGACUCCGAUAUGCAUAUCCUAUGCUUGCACAGUGUUGCCGAUGCAACACUUUACUCUGUUGCCCCUUCCCUUGCCAUAGUAUACAAGGUUAGUGUAUGGCUUCAGCAUUGAAGCACUUAGAGUAACUUGCUUUUGUUCUUAUUUUUUGUUGGUUUGUUUGUUUUGCUUGCUUGUGUGUUGCUUUGCCUAUAAGUACUAAAAGAAACUGACCCAACAAAACUAUACCCCAGCUGUGGGAACUGUCCCUGUUAGAAGUCGGCCCAGUUUGCUUUUUUUUUCUUAUCCUUUUGUUGUGUAUGUACUUUUAAACAUGUUGGUUUGUAUUUGUUGACCAUUCAAAAACAUCUGACCAAAUUGUGCUUGUUGAUGCUUGGAUAUAUUGUACUUUUUGUGCUCUACCCCAUAUAGGACCCUCACCAUCCUUCUAAAGAGGAAGUGUAUACCGAAACUAAAGUCCCAGUGUGAAGUUCAGUCUCCCGAUUUGUCCAGCAUGAACAGUUGUAGAUCAGCUGCUUCUCAUGCCUUUGUGAUACAUUUGCACAUUUUAGGAUUUUUUGAUUUCACAUUUUGUUUUGUACUGACACAAAAAGCAGAAGCUUGUGUACUCCUGUAUGUAGUGCAUGGACAUCUGAGUUCAAUUUAAUGGCAGAGAACCCCCCCUUUAAAAAACAAAACAAAGAGAAUAGCUUUAUUAUUUAUGUUCUCAUUUGUAUUGCCUUAUUUAUCCUUUUUUUGGACUGGAAUGAUUUAAUUUUAGUGGUACAUUUUCUUUGCAGGUGUACUAAUUUUACACAUCCAUGUAAAUUAUCUUUUAUUGUCAAGUGUAAUAUCCAUACCACGCUUUUGUUUUGUUUUUUAGUUUUGGUCAAACAGUUUUCAGUGUAAACCUUAUCGAUCCCCCUCUUUUCUCCCUCUGCAGACGCCACUGUUGGUAUUGAUCCCAAGCCGCCCUACACUCACAUAUAUCACUUAACAAUAUCAAAUGUAGAGCCUAUGAAGUGUAGCUAUAUGCUGGACAUCUCAUAUUAGCAUCCACCAUGUUUGUUUGUUUUUUUGUUUUGAAGAAGGAAAGGAGGGGGCUGAUGGGGUUUUUUUGGGGGAACGACAGCUGAAGUUGUACAGUAGGAACCAACACCACCGGUAUUGGACACUCACACAGUCCCCCCUACACCGUUGGUGGUCGCUCAGUAGACAUUGCACCUUAGCCUUCAGCAGGGGCUGUUAGUUCCUGCAACACAAACAGCAUCAAAAAGACUAUAUCUCUACAAAAGCUGUGAUCUUGUACAAUCCUUUAAUUCUGUAAAUGUUGUGACAUAACUGUUGCCCUGUGUUGGAUAAGAAAAAAACAAUUGGUUGAUUUGUGGGUUGUUGAAGUGAUGUCACUGGCAGUAAGCGUGUCUUACGCCCCUCAGCCAGAGUCAGGCACUUGAUGCCAGCGUUACCAACUGUAGACGGUUUCAGUGAAUAAAACACAGUAUUUAAUUGAGCAUCCCA